Hyaena hyaena (striped hyena) is the source of this 3057-nucleotide messenger RNA. It is a transcript of the gene PRUNE1, whose product is annotated as prune exopolyphosphatase 1. The record is from RefSeq and is a predicted model, not a curated record. Gene Ontology annotation, molecular function: exopolyphosphatase activity. The coding region runs from base 179 to 1540 and encodes 453 amino acids. Gene Ontology annotation, cellular component: cytoplasm. The transcript has 8 exons. NCBI's taxonomy places the organism in Eukaryota, Metazoa, Chordata, Mammalia, Carnivora, Hyaenidae.
UCGGACUCCAGGAGCGCCGGAUUACGCACUUCCUCCGGGGGUUGGGGCCGAAGCGCUGUGUGGCGAGUUCGAGUCCCGCCUCUUGACUUUCGCCCCAAGCCCCUGAGUCCAGGGCGGGGAGCAUUCGCUUGGUAACCUCUCCGCGGCCAGGGGCGGUGGCACACCUUGGGACUUCACCAUGGAGGACUACCUGCAGGGUUGUCGAGCUGCUCUGCAGGAGUCCCGGCCGCUACAUGUCGUUCUGGGCAAUGAAGCCUGUGACCUGGACUCCAUGGUGUCAGCCCUUGCCCUGGCUUUUUACCUGGCGAAGACAACAGAGACUGAGGAAGUCUUUGUGCCAGUUUUAAAUAUCACACGUUCUGAGCUACCUCUACGAGGUGACAACGUCUUCUUCCUUCAGAAGAUUAACAUUCCAGAGUCCCUCUUGAUUUUCCGGGAUGAAAUUGACCUCCACGCCUUGCACCAGGCUGGCCAGCUCACCCUUAUCCUUGUUGACCAUCAUGUCUUACCCAAAAGCGACGCAGCCCUGGAGGAGGCAGUAGCUGAGGUGCUAGACCAUCGGCCCAUCCAGCAGAAACAUUGCCCUCCCUGCCACGUUUCCGUCGAGCUGGUGGGAUCCUGUGCUACCCUGGUGACCGAGAGGAUCCUGCAGGGGGCGCCAGAGAUCCUGGACAGGCAAACCGCAGCCCUUUUGCACGGCACAAUCAUCCUGGACUGUGUCAAUAUGGACUUGAAAGUGGGAAAGGCAACCCCAAAGGACAGCAGAUACGUGGAGAAGCUGGAGGCCCUCUUCCCAGAUCUGCCCAAGAGAGAUGACAUCUUUGAUUGCCUACAGAAGGCAAAGUUUGACGUAUCAGGACUGACCACUGAGCAAAUGCUAAGAAAAGACCAGAAAAGCAUCUCCAGACAAGGCAUUAAGAUGGCCAUCAGCGCAAUAUAUAUGGAUUUGGAGGCCUUUCUGCAGAGGUCUGGCCUCAUCGCCGACCUCCAUGCUUUCUGCCAGGCGCACAGUUGCGAUGUCCUGGUCACCAUGACAAUCUUCUUCAAUGCUCACAACGAGCCAGUGCGGCAGCUAGCUAUUUUCUGUCCCCACACGGCGCUCCGGACGAUGAUCUGUGGAGUUCUGGAACGCUCCCACUCUCCAUCCCUGAAGCUGACACCUGCCCCAAGCACCCACCCUAACCUCCAAGCCUAUCUUCAGGGCAACACCCAGGUAUCUCGGAAGAAACUUCUGCCUCUGCUCCAGGAGGCCCUGUCAGCAUAUUUUGACUCCAUGAAGAUCCCUUCAGGGCCGCCUGAGACAGAGGGUGUGUGCAGGGAGCAGGUGGACAAGGAAUUGGACAGGGCAGGGAACUCCCUGGUUCCUGGACUGAGUCAAGAUGAGGAGGAGCCUCCACUGCCCCCCACACCCAUGAACAGCUUGGUGGAUGAGUGCCCCCUGGAUCAGGGGCUGCCUAAACUCUCAGCGGAGGCCAUCUUUGAGAAGUGCAGUCAGAUCUCACUAUCACAGUCGACCACUGCCUCACUGUCUCAGAAGUGACUGCUGGGAGGGGUCAGGAUGGUGAGAGAGGUUGCUCGAACCACCUCAGUUGCAUGUGUUGAGAUGUGUCGGCCGUUCUGUCUUCAUUGCUCCAGGAUCUGGUGUACUAUGUUCAUGAACCUGGGAGGAGAACAAAGUGAAAGAAAACAGCUGCUUUAGGGAUGGCUUUCUGCCUUUUCUCCAGAUCUCUACCCAUUAGACAGAUCAUAUUAUUUAAUUUAAUUCUCCAAAUCUGCACUGACUCCUCUAUUUCGCUUGCCGGGGGCACAAGGUAAUACCUGCAUAGUUCUAACAGAGUGGCACAAGAAAGUGUACCCCAGAAGUGCCCUCAGGAAGGCUCUUGAACAGAACCAGUGUCUCUCAUGGAACCAAACAAUCAUUGUCUCCUGGUAUUCAUUUAUUCUCUGAUUGAUUCAGGUAUUUAUUGGUUACUUACUUUAAGCUAGAGAGAAAAGGGAGUGUGCUUUGGAAACUAUUGAGGUUUUCAGCCUUCAGCAGAAUCUGGCUCCAUGAUUCCUCUUUCAGCCCCCAAUUAAGCGGUGGUGUCCAAGGCCGAGGUGGCUACGGUUGUAUUCUGAGCUUAUCAUGACUCUGUUAGGAUUAUUGGGAAGCAGUUAGGAAGCCAUUAUCUUAUGUCCUGGCCAGCUGGCCCGGCUCUCAGUUUCUUUGGGUCCCUCAGAGCCACAGGGACCCCAACAAGACCCAGGAGACCCCUGGUUCUUGAGAGUUCAGGAGACACGCAGGAAGGCCUUAAGACCAUAUAGGCAUUGUUCCCAAAAGACCGUAAAAGUGCAGUGAGAUCCCCGGCUCUAUGUCCUGGACCCGUCAGUUCCUUGUCCAUCUCGUUCUCUUCUCGUUCAUAUUGGAAGGGAACGUGGAGUCCUUAUACCGGCUGCCAUGGACUGUGUGUCUCUUGGUAAGGCCCUUCAUGUCUCUCGGUCUCAUUUUCCCCAUCGGUAAGACGAAGGGUCUGGACUGGAUGUUCUCUGGUUUUCUAUGAUCUGCCUCUUUUUGCCAUCCCUCUCUCCCCUGCUUCUCUGUGUAUAUAUAUAUAUAUAUUUUUUUUUUUUUCUUUAUUUCUGUUUUCCCUGGAGGAGCUCAGGGUGGCCGAAUCGUAUUUAUAUGUGAUUGUACCAAGGGACUCAGCCUCAUGUAGCAUGUAUAGGGGUGCAAUGCAUACCGUAGUGACCCGCAGAGAGCCCCCCCGACUUGUUCUGCAUGUGUAGAGUCUCCCUUUUGCCUUCAGACCCACCUGUCCCCCUUUCUCCCGCCCUGCAGCCCUGUUCCAUGCAAGUUGCCAGUGGUCCCACCAGACAGUGGGACGUGGGACGAUUCUGGCAUGACGUCUUCAGAAAGAGGGGGAUGGUAUGACUUCACUGUAGGGAUGAUGCCUGUAGCUGUGGGAAGGUAAAAAUCGUUGUGUGAUUUCCGAACCAAAGGAAUUUAUGUUUUGUAACUUGGGUACGUUCUUUUGCAUUUUGUUAAAAGUAUUAAAUACAGGGUUUUUUUUUCCUGUU